UCAUAUGUUACCUCCAGGAUCUACUCAUAUUAUGCUAGUGAAAUAUAACAUUAUUAUGUAUAUACAAGUAUUCCACCCAGUCUAUGUGCUCAAGUGAAGGUCCAACUACAACUGAUCCGUAAACGUACUUUACAAAUCCGAUGUGACGCCAGGUGAAGACCAGCAUAGCGUGACAUCAUAUUUGGGGGGGCCAUGUGAAGAUCUACCAAGAGCCAUGGUGAGAAAGUCAAUGCUGGACCAGCAAAUUGCUGUGGCAGUAACGAGGACAUCGGGCACCUUCUGUCCACAUGAUGCCAACAAGAAAGCAGUGUCAACGACAGGCUGUCCGAAACCCGGUGACGACCAAGACUCAAGAGGUUCAGAUUAAGAUGGCCAAAACAGUAAGAAGAUGGGAAGUAUUUCCUGGUAAAAAUAAGUUCUACUGUAAUGGGAGGAUAAUGAUGGCAAGACAAGCAGGAGUAUUCUAUCUUACGUGUGCUCUCAUUAUCAUAACAAGUGGACUUUUUUUCGCCUUCGACUGUGUGUACCUAGCCGAGCAUGUGACUCCUGCCAUACCAGCCAUAGGCGGCGCCCUCUUCAUAUUUGUCAUGGCCACAUUACUGAGGACAAGUUUCAGCGACCCAGGUGUUAUACCCAGGGCUUCAGCAGAGGAGGCAGCAGAGAUGGAGAGGCAGAAUGAAGUUGCCAAUCCAAAUUCCCCUGGGACAUACAGACCCCCACCAAGGACAAAAGAGGUUGUGAUAAAAGGACAAGUAAUCAAAUUAAAAUAUUGCUUCACCUGUAAAAUAUUCCGCCCUCCGCGGGCUUCUCAUUGCAGUCUUUGUGACAACUGUGUAGAGCGGUUUGACCAUCACUGUCCCUGGGUGGGAAACUGUGUAGGGAGACGGAACUAUCGUUAUUUUUACUUAUUCAUCUUAUCAUUAUCACUGUUGUGCAUAUACAUCUUCGCCUGUGUGCUCACCAAUCUUAUUUUACGGGCACAAGAUGACAAUUUUUUGACUGCUAUGAAAGAUUCUCCAGCUAGUAUAGUGGAGGCCAUUAUCUGCUUUUUCUCUGUUUGGUCUGUAAUUGGGCUGGCUGGCUUUCACACAUACCUGGCCACAUCUGAACAGACCACAAAUGAAGAUAUCAAAGGAACUUUUACAGCCAAAAGAGGUCAGGAUAACUUCAACCCUUUCAGCAAAGGUUCUCUCUUUAAAAAUUGUAUGGGAGUUUUAUGUGGCCCAAACCCACCCAGUUUAUUAGACAGAAGAGGUUAUGUGAUUCCUGAGCCAGAGCCCAUGUCACAUGUAAGUCCCUCUGAGAAAGAUGGUAAUGCAGUAAAUGCUCACCACGAGUACUAUGGGUCCACCCAUAUCACUACACAGAAAACCAACAACAUGGGUACGACAACACUACAGGACAGACCAGCUGUUAUUAUGACAGAUGAGACGCCACCAGAGGGGGUGAAGAAACGUGACAUGAUCAGCUACCAGAGCUCAGAUGGCUCCAUCAACAACAAACUCCCACCAAUCAAUGGAACAGGAGUGAUACCAGCCCAGAACUGUAUAGGCAAGAAGAACCAUAUUUGGGAUAUGACCCUUAACCAGCUAGACUAUCUUGGCCACAGGGUGAACAUCUACCCAGUCAACCAGGGCGGGGGCAACUACUACAGAGACCAGCACACGCCACGACACCCAGACCAGUAUGUGACAUCGCCAGGGUACAGGGUAGACCUCAAUCAGAAAGCUAUUGGGUACAGAGAAGACGUAAAUCAGAAAGCUAUUGGGUACAGAGAAGACGUAAAUCAGAAAGCUAUUGGGUACAGGGAAGACGUCAGUCAAAAAGCUAUUGGGUACAGAGAAGAUGUCAGUCAAAAAGCUAUUGGGUACAGAGAGGAUUCGAACCAAAAGGCGGUUGGGUACAGGGAGGAUUUGAACCAGAAAUAUGUGACAUCACGUGGAAUCAGUACAACAGAUUACCAAGGUGUCAGCUACUAAAACCAUAUCUUUGUUGCUAGAAUUCUUUGGUCCAUCAUUCAGAUAAUCAUUGCGCUAAAUUAUCAACCUAAUGACUUAUUUCUGUGUUUGGCUUUCAGUAUAUACAUAUAUAUAUAUCUAUUUAUUAUUUUCAAUACAGUAACGUAGUUGUAUGGAAAUGUCUGCUUAAGUUUAAAGCCAAGUUGUAAUUGUUAACGCCCAGUUCCCUACUGAGACCAAUUGUUUCCACUCAGUUGUUGUUUCUUUCAUCUUUUUUAAUGUUUAUUAUUCUACUGUAUACUUGUCUCCUCAACUCUACACAGCUAAAUUAGUUUUUAAAACAUUCAUAGUAUGUGUGACCAUUCACUGGUUUGUGUAUAUUGGAUGUUAUUUGCAUUUAGCUCAUUUUCACCUACAACCCUUCUUUCCCUCUUCCCUCAACACUGAGUUAGUGUAAAUGAAAAAAAAUCUUAGAAUAUGUGUACUUAACAUCUAGUCCUUUCCAGUGCUAAACAUACAAUGCUUCUUUCAGCUUUUGUUAAACUUAUUACUUGAGCAUUUUAAAGAUUUAAAUAUCAAUUACAAUUUUUAGUUUUUAUUUUUUUUAAAUAAACGUGGCUAUUCUAGAAAUAAUAAAGUAAACAUAUUUGAGUUUUUGAAAUUUAAAUUGUAUAUUUUAAUUUUGUAACUUCAGCACAAGGCACUUUUUAAAUAAAUGCUUUUCUCCAGUUAUCUCCCUUACGUAGUAACACGCAGUAACAUACAAAUACCAUAUGUACAUGUUUCUAUUUUCAUACUUUUGUUAUGCAUGUUGCUUUGUUCUUUUUCAUAGAUUGGUUUUUAAAAUGUCAUUCCAAUUUGUUAGUGUUAAUUAUCUUCACAGUAAUAUGUGGAUGAUUUUCUUUUAUUUAUGGAUUUUUUUUUUAAACUAAGGAAACUAUAUUAUUAUUUUUUUUUAUAUUAAGUAAAUUGUGAAUGCACCUUUUAUAAUCUUAAAUGAAGUCAGUCAUUACAUCACUUGGAUGUUCUGCAUAUAUUUAUGUCCAUCAUUAGCUUUGAGAUUACAGUUGAUAGAAUUGCGCUCAUAUGUUGUGCCCACAAACCACAUGGUACUACUUGGUGUUUUAAAUCGUAAACUUUUGUCAUAACUGUGUUUACUUAAACCAAAUUGGGGGCACAAUGCAACCUAAGGUUUUAUAUGUAGAUGUUAGGGGGAGAUGAAUAGCAACUAGCAUAAUGUGUCCUUAGUAUAUAAAAAAAGAAUGUUUGUGGUAUGUUGCUGUUUUAAAUUUCAUGGUACCAAAUCUAUACUGGCCAGAUAAAUGUAUCAAUUUAAGAGACAAUAUUGGCCAGAUAAAUUUAUCAAUCUAAGAUACAAUAUUGGCCAGAUAAAUUUAUCAAUUUAAAAGACAAUAUUGGCCAGAUAAAUUUAUAUAUCUAAGAGACAAUACUGGCCAGAUAAAUUUAUUAAUCUAAGAGACAAUAUUGGCCAGAUAAAUUUAUCUAGCAGAUUAACUGGCAAAAUGUUUUUAUCAAUUUAUUCACUGAGAGACUACCUACUGGCCAGAUUGCUCUUUCAAUUAUCAUUGAGAGAUUAUACACACUGACAUGUGGUUUACAGUUAUCAGGAAAUUAUUUUUUCAAUGCUUUAGCAUAAUUACAUGUACGUACUGUGUUAUUGGGUAAGUUUUCAUUCGGCUGUAUGCCACGAAAAUAGCUAAGACAAGGUUUUGAAAUAACAUUUCAGUAACUUUGAUAUAUUGAUGUAAUCAUAUAAUUUUACACAUGUUUUUAAGACCAUUAAAAUGAUUUUAACUGUCAUCAUUUUCAAGAUGUACUUUUAGUUGUUCAUUUAUGAUAACCAUCAUUAGUUUCAAGCUAGACCUUGUCACCAAUGGAAGCUUCAAGCAUUCAUUUAUUUCUGUCUCAUCCUGCCUGAGGCUGUUGUGUACUAAGACAGAGUGUUGACUGUCCUAUUGAUAUCCCUUGUACUUAAUAUUAAGCAUAUCUCAUUUGGAACAAACUACACUUUUUAUCGGUAGUCAAUUAUGGAACAAUUUUUCUUUUGUAUAUACUUUAGAUCUAUCUUUCUUUGAAACACUUUUUCUUUUUACCAAGUUUUCUACACAACUGUACCUGCUGCUCAAUGAGACUUUUUAUUUUUCUUGUAGAUACAAGUUUUGACUCUGUGUGUUUCGAUGUCCUUCUGUGUCAGUGAAUAUAUGUAUAGGUCCCACACCAUGGGGGACUGCCGUCUACAUUCAUGCUGGGUAUAGCAGCUGGCUAGAUGGAACUAGAUUGAAACUUAGAAGAAUUUGUAGCAUAGAAACAAUUUGUGAUAUCAGCUGCCAGUGGCUGGGAGAUACAACAUUGGAACUUUUCCUUAAGUCAUUUGUUUUGCAUCAUUGAAGCUGUUGUUUUUUUUAAACGACUUUGAUCUUUAUUUUUAUUUUUUUUCAUUAGAGAAAUUUGCACCUUACACAGAUAGAUUCACAAUUUAUAAAAUUUGUUUGUCAGAGUUGAGUAGCGUAGUCAGCUAUGUGAGUUUUUUCCCAGGGACAUUAUUUUUAUUCUUACAAAAUAAAAUAAUAAAAACAGCUAUCACUUACAAUGCCAUGACUUGCUGUGCAAUUUGCAUAAUUAUUUUUCAUGGGUAUAUUCUUCAUAUUAAUGCAGUCAUCCUUUUGUUUUACUGUUGCCAUGGUUACCUAGCUGAGAGUUCCUUGUUUUCAUCACAGACCUCCAACACUAUUCAGCUCUCUUCUUGGUCCAUCUCUCUCAACUUGAGUUGUAUUGUGACUUACCAGUUGUCUUCAGGAGUACCUACAAUUCUAGGUUACAUGCUAUAACUUCAUUCAGGCUUUUUAGAUAACUUUCCACAAAUUUUAAUUAUUUUUUUCUCAAGUAAUCUAUUCAGGACGUGUUAAUCACAGAUUUAAAGAUGAAAAUUAGUUUGUUUACGGUUUUGUUUUCUUAAUGGAGGAAAUGCCUGUAUUAUUUAAUAUAGUUGACAAAAAUAUCAUUGCCAGCAACAUAAGACUGUACAUAAUGAAUGGUCUCAACUUCUCACUGUGAAUAUUUUACAUCUGUGUCAUCAUUCAUUCUUUACCUUUUUGAUUCACCUUUUUGAUCUUGGUGUGUUUGGGUAAAUUAAGUGUGAUAAUGGUUCUCUCAUUUAGUAUGACCUAACGUAAGCUGGGCACAUACUACUACACGUUUUUUUUUUUUAAAUAUUCCGGUUAUGAUUUUUUUUAAUAAUAUAGUUCUAACUAAUUUAACCCUAAACAGUUUAAAUUAAGUUUUCUAAAACUGUUCUAUUUCCGACUUCUGCUUUUCUUUUAUUUCUUUUUUUUUUUUUAAUAGAAGAGUCCAUGAUGCCAAUAUAAAUAGUUUUGAAGCGCCUAAAUUAAAUCCUGACAUAGCUGAAGGCAUAUGGGUAAAGCUGGUAAGAAAAUAAGAGAAACAUUACCACACGUCUCUCAUAUUUUUAAUGUAGUCAUCCAAUGUUGCCUAUAUUCAAUAACCUUAUCUGUGUACUCAUUGGUUACUUGAGUGUCAAUCAUCUCCAUCACCAUAGCAACAUCACUGUACUGGAUCCACCCAUUAUUUUAGUGUUGUUCCAAGGGUGACCACGCCAUGUGGGCCGUGUCUGUGUUACAAUCUCCUGAGUCAGUGUUAGUCUUGUCUACACACCUACAAGUCUUUGGUUAGGGCUGAUGAAGAAGCUUAUGUCAAAUAAAGAUGAUCCAACUCA
Messenger RNA from Physella acuta, 5712 nucleotides. Its product is annotated as palmitoyltransferase ZDHHC14. The record is from RefSeq and is a predicted model, not a curated record. Gene Ontology annotation, biological process: peptidyl-L-cysteine S-palmitoylation; protein targeting to membrane. Gene Ontology annotation, molecular function: protein-cysteine S-palmitoyltransferase activity. Gene Ontology annotation, cellular component: endoplasmic reticulum; Golgi apparatus. Lineage: Eukaryota; Metazoa; Mollusca; Gastropoda; Physidae.